Molecule: messenger RNA, 2733 nt
Organism: Aspergillus calidoustus
Lineage: Eukaryota; Fungi; Ascomycota; Eurotiomycetes; Eurotiales; Aspergillaceae
Source: the annotation of a GenBank genome assembly
AUGGCGUCCCAAGCUCCGAGACGUGAGCGAGCUUCCAGUGAUCGAGCCCAACCUGGUCUCAUUCCCCAGCGGCCAGGUCUUCAAAGCCGAACGAUUUCCGCCCCGCCCGGCGGACUAUACAAACUGGAUACAUCUAGAACAGCGAGGGAAGGUGGCAGUGGUCUUGGACGGACACUCAUUGAGGAAGAGGAAAACCCAGCACAUCAAGGCGGGGGAAUUACGGUCCCAGCAGCUCAAUCUGGGAAUAAUGAGACUACACCCAGAUCGAGUUUUCCGCAUGUCAGUAUCGCCGUCGUUGGUGGAGACAAAGUAGGGAAAACGACGUUUAUACAAAGUGCCUUGGACAUGAAACAUCCUCUUACAUCGCGAUCUACAACGAAGAAGAUGUCCUUGGAUGGAACUGUGUACGUUGUUCGAUUGCUGAAAGUGCAUGCCAGCGAGAUGUCUCUGAGCGAUGAUGGAAAGCUGAAAUGGCCACGGCUGGCCAACGACUCACCUGCUCUUGUCGACGGUGUGCUGCUCUUACACGAUGCCUCCCGCCCUGCCACUCGUCUGGAGACACUCAGGAUAAUAGAUAUCUUCACCGCUGUCUCCAUUCCCUUCGUGCUUGUCGCCACCAAAUGCGAUAUUCACUGCGCAGAGGGACCGCUGGAAACAACACUGGGUCGGUAUGAGAUUCAUCAAACAUCUCCCGAAUUGCCUCAAAAACAGAAAAUGUGCAUUGCUGUUAUUUUGCGCGACGUUUUCAGCCAAAGAGAUGUUAUCGUUGAGGGGCGACAGACUACUCCCGGCACACACGAGUGGCAUCACACUCGUGCUCGCUCAGAGAACCCCACACCAUCGCUUACUGGAGCCGCGGGCGGUCCCUUCAGUAGCAGUGCUCUUGAUUCAGGAGUCGAUGGGUACGGCGUCGACCGUCAGCCCAGUGACUCAACCACGUCUCCCAACCUGGCUUCGAAUGCACAGGGCUCGCGAUAUGCCCGGAGCAAUUCGCAUCCGGUGCGACCGCAUACACCCCCGUCCCGAUUGAAUCCGCAUAAGCAGCCUUCAGCAACCGUUGAUUCUUCCCCAGGUAAGGACCACAACCGACAACAGCGCCUCCACACAGCCUGGCGCCACAGCGGGGGCUCGGACGCUUUCAACAGUUUCUUGGAUAUGGAAGACGACAUCGAAAGACCGCCUAGCCCAGAAAGUAAGGAUAAGGCCUCAAGUGAAAGUUCCUCAAACGAGACUGGAUUCACAUUCGAUGAGCUGGUCGACAGACUCGUUGCUCAACCCAUGUCAAAGCAGGACUCGAAAUUCGCGUCAAUCUUCUUGUGCCUUUACAGGAAAUUCGCUGCCCCGGCUACUUUGUUGCACGCAUUGAUCAGUCGCUUUGAGCGCAAUGAAAAGAAUAUCGAGGAUCAAUUGACGCGUAUCGCGGACCAGUUGAGGCUCCUCAACAUCAUGGCCCAGUGGGUGUCGGAAUACGCGGGCGACCUGGCGUACCCCAAGACCCGGAAGCGGAUCGUCGACUUUGUGAGCACUCUAGAACGGAGCCAUUUCUACAUGUUUGCAGCCAAGGAGAUCGGAUCAUAUCUCGAGGUCAAGGCAGAGGACGAUGAUGUAGGAUGGGCAUUCAAGGAUGGAGAAGCCGAAGCUUUUGACGGGCACGAGACCUUUUUCGACAACUCCACUCGCAGCUCGCCGUCUAUGAUUUUGGGUAACUUUUCGGUCGGAGACGACGGCGCUGAGGCGGAAGAGGAGGAGGAAGAAGAAGACCCUAUAUACAGCAUGAGUGCGCUGGACCUUAGUGAGGGCAUGCAUGAUCCGUCGUCGAAACUCUCAACAACACUAUCGAGUCCCGCAACUGAGAAGCCCGGCACUAUCCCAAGUCAAUCAUUCACAUAUAUGCCCCUUGACGCUGCGCAGAGAGAAUCCGAAGCUUUGGAGCUGACGGGCCGCCUUUCAUUAACAAAAAUCCUGUGGAGGCAGUUGAUGGAGAUUCCCGACGAGGAUUUUGCGAAUGAGUUGACGCGGAUCGACUGGAUCAUGUUCAACACAUUCCGGCCGCGAGAUCUUGUCCGACAUGUUAGUCUUUCCGGGCCUGACAAGGACAAGAUCCAGAGUUUGAAGCAUGUUAAUCGCAUGGUCAAACAAUUCAACCACGUGGCAUUUUUCGUCGCUAGCGUGAUUCUCCUCCGAGAUAAACCCAAGCACCGAGCGCGGGCACUGGAGAAGUUUAUGAAUAUAGCUCAGAAACUUCGCCGCCUGAACAAUUAUAAUUCACUGGGAGCAGUGAUUGCUGGAAUAAACGGGACGCCAGUGCAUCGACUCAAUCAAACACGGGAAUUGGUGCCAAUGCAGACUCAAAAGGGCUUCAUGAGGCUGGUCAUCCUCAUGGGCACACAAAAGAGCCACUUUGCAUAUCGUCUGGCGUGGGACAACUCGUUCUCCGAGCGGAUUCCAUUCCUGCCACUUCAUCGCCGUGACCUGGUCUCGGCCGAAGAGGGUAACCGAACUUUCAUCGGCGAGAACCGGGCCAGGAUCAACUGGCGCAAGUUUGAAGUAAUGGGCGAAGUUGUGCUCGGGAUCCAGCGCAGCCAAAAGACUCCCUACCCACAUUUGCACAGAUACGACGAAGUCGCCAGAAUCAUCCUGGACACCAAACUUCCAACUGAUGACGAAGUACGCAUCCAAAUCCCUCCAACUAGAUGUUCACUGCUGACAUACUUAGGAACUGUAUGCCCGUAG